Molecule: messenger RNA, 1931 nt
Organism: Trifolium pratense (red clover)
Lineage: Eukaryota; Viridiplantae; Streptophyta; Magnoliopsida; Fabales; Fabaceae
Product: WD-40 repeat-containing protein MSI4-like
Exons: 15
Coding region: 132-1679 (515 amino acids)
Biological process (GO): regulation of gene expression
Cellular component (GO): nucleus
Molecular function (GO): histone binding
Source: RefSeq, a predicted model, not a curated record
AGAAAAAGAACUCACCCAUAAUUUUGAAGUGGAAAUAAAUAGAGGGAGAGAGAGAGAGAGAGAGAGAGAGUGUAACAGCAACACAUCGAAAGUAGCAGAGAAAGAACUGAGUGAGUGAGUGAGUGAGAAAAAUGGAGACUCCUCCUUCAACACAAGGUGGUGUAGUGAAGAAGAAGGAAACAAGAGGUAGAAAACCUAAACCAAAGGAAGACAAAAAAGAUGAACAACAACAAAAUGUCAAAUCACCAAGAGAAUCGAAAAAAUCACAACAACAUCAACAAAAUCAACAACAUCAACAACAACAUCAAGCUUCUGUUGACGAGAAAUACACUCAAUGGAAAUCUCUUGUUCCUGUUCUUUAUGAUUGGCUCGCUAAUCAUAAUCUUGUUUGGCCUUCUCUCUCUUGCCGUUGGGGUCCUCAGCUUGAACAAGCUACUUAUAAGAAUCGACAGCGAUUAUAUCUUUCUGAGCAGACUGAUGGUAGUGUUCCGAAUACUUUGGUGAUUGCGAAUUGUGAGGUUGUCAAGACUAGGGUUGCAGCUGCAGAGCAUAUUUCUCAGUUUAAUGAAGAGGCCCGCUCUCCAUUUGUGAAGAAGUACAAGACUAUCAUACAUCCAGGAGAGGUGAACAGAAUUAGAGAAUUGCCACAAAAUUCCAAGAUUGUGGCUACUCACACGGACAGCCCUGAUGUUCUCAUUUGGGAUGUUGAAAGUCAACCUAACCGUCAUGCUGUCCUUGGAGCUACAAAUUCUCGACCUGAUUUGAUAUUGACCGGACACCAAGAUAAUGCAGAGUUUGCUCUUGCAAUGUGCCCAACUGAGCCCUAUGUGCUUUCCGGAGGAAAGGAUAAAACAGUGGUGUUGUGGAGUAUUGAAGACCAUGUAACAUCUUCUGCUACAGACUCCAAAUCUGGUGGAUCCAUUAUCAAACAAAAAUCUGGGGAAGGUAAUGACAAAAAUGUUGAUAGCCCUUCUGUCGGACCAAGAGGUAUCUAUUCUGGUCAUGAUGAUACUGUUGAAGAUGUGGCUUUUUGCCCUUCUAGUGCGCAGGAAUUCUGUAGUGUUGGAGAUGAUUCUUGUCUCAUAUUAUGGGACGCACGUGUUGGCUCAAGUCCUGCGGUUAAGGUUGAAAAAGCUCACGAUGCUGAUCUUCACUGUGUUGACUGGAAUCCCCAUGAUAAUAAUCUGAUUCUUACUGGGUCUGCGGAUAAUUCUGUUCGCUUGUUCGAUCGUCGUAAUCUCACCUCCAAUGGGGUUGGAUCUCCCAUCCAUAUAUUUGAGGCUCAUAAAGCUGCUGUUCUUUGUGUUCAGUGGUCUCCAGACAAAGCAUCCAUAUUUGGAAGUUCAGCAGAAGACGGUCUCUUGAACAUUUGGGAUUAUGAGAAGGUUGGUAAAAAGAUAGAGCGAGCUGGAAAAACAAUAAAUUCUCCUGCAGGGCUGUUUUUCCAACAUGCUGGUCAUAGAGACAAAGUUGUUGACUUUCACUGGAAUGCAUAUGAUCCAUGGACAAUUGUUAGUGUGUCCGAUGAUUGUGAAAGUACUGGCGGAGGAGGAACAUUGCAGAUAUGGCGCAUGAGUGACUUGCUUUACAGACCAGAGGAUGAGGUUUUGGAAGAGCUGGAGAAAUUCAAAGCUCAUGUGGUGGCUUGUGCUGCAAAGACCGAGAAGGCCGAAAAAUGAUUUACUUCGUAGACAAUGAAUUGUAAAAACUUAUGGUGUGGAUGUUUCAUAGCCAUUUUAGAAAACACAACAUGUAAUUCUUAGUUCAUAUGGCUCCAUUCUCAGACAGAACAUGAUGCAGGUUGGAGAUUUGAAAUGCUUAGGCUCAUUAACUCGAGACAUGUUCUCUACUGUAAGCAAAUCAGAUUAGCUUAUUUAUCGUCUAAAUCUUGUAGCGUAUGACUAUAUGAUCAAAGUAGAGUUGUUUGGUAA